This is a messenger RNA of Macadamia integrifolia, 771 nucleotides long. RefSeq lists its product as uncharacterized. The transcript is spliced from 4 exons. Gene Ontology annotation, molecular function: protein binding. NCBI's taxonomy places the organism in Eukaryota, Viridiplantae, Streptophyta, Magnoliopsida, Proteales, Proteaceae. The record is from RefSeq and is a predicted model, not a curated record. Bases 79 to 654 code for a protein of 191 amino acids.
UUUCUCGUCGCGGGCUUUAAUUUGCAUCCGAAAGAUCUCCAUUCUCCAAGGAACCUUUGAGACACCUGCUUCGCUGAAAUGGCGGAAUCUGAAAACACUUCGCCCCUCGGUUCACCCACAUCCGCCGGAUAUAGUGCUGACCAGCUCCCUCCCAACAUCAGUAGCUCCACCUCUGAAGUUAACUCCUCCCAAGACAAUGAAGUCGUUGUUCUUGAGAAGCAGUUUACACCUAUAGUUUGUGUGCUCGAAGAGUUUAUGCCACUGCAUACUAUCCCUAUAUGCCCCCCUCAAGUGAUUUUCAAGUCAACCUGGGAUGAUAGGCCAAGAUCAUGCUGUGGGUCUGAAACUCCUGAUUUUACUGAGAAAAUUACUCUUCCAAAGUUUGAGUAUCUUCCUCUUCCAGAGGACACUAUUGUUUCUCAACAAACCAUUAUUGUGGAAGUCUUGGACAUUGGUUCAAUAACCAUACAAGUACCGGACGCAUGGAAGGUUCAAGAUAUAUGUGAACACAUAAAACAUGAGCAUAAGGAAAAGAUUCAUGGAAAACGGAAAGUUUACAUACUAAAACAUAAUGGAAUUGUUCUAGAAAAUUCCAAGAAGCUCUCAGACUAUUCUAUCGAGAAUUGGGCAACCCUCAAGUUCGAGAAGCAGUAAAAAUGCACACAAAAAUCACUGUCCAUUCUUACAAUUUCCACUUAAAAUUAUUAAAAGGUGAAUUAAGAAUUGUGUCUGAAUAAAAAUUGGGUUUGAAAAUGAAUUGUUACUCUUCAG